UGACACACAGGUCGCUCCUGGAGCCAGCGCAAUAAAAAACAUUAGCAGGCGAUGACAGCAGGGUUUACUGUGAACCGGGACCGGGUCUUAAUAAAGUUUAGAACCACUGUUGUUUAAGCGUGCAGCGGUUAACAUCCUGAUUGAAUCCACCUUUAAAAUUAAAAAAAAAACCUCGGUAAAAUCCCGUUUUCUACGCAUACGUCGGCCCUGAAUGGCUAAACUACCAGGAAAUGCAGGUGUUUCGGUGCUCGGGGACAAGUCGUUGGAGUUUUACCGGGACCCGGUGGGCUUCUGCCGGCAGAGGAUCGAGAAACACCGGAGCAGAGUGUUUCAGUGCCGGCUGCUGAACAGACCGACCGCCUUCCUCUGCUCCGUGCAGGGGAUGAGAGAGCUGCUGUCUGAGAAGUCCAGCUUGUUUCUGAAGGAUCCAACUGACUUGAUGACCAACAUGUAUGGAGACACCGUUGUCACUGCUAAUGGUGAGGAGGCAUGUCUUCUGCGUCUGUCUCUUACCAGCCUGUUCGCAGGAAGUUGUUUGGAAUCAUCAAGUGAUUAUAUCACCAGUGUAUGUGAGCGCUGUCUGAAGGACCUUUCUCUUAGUGGCCAGCCAGCAUGUGUGUACUCUGCCUUUAAGCGUCUUGGGACAGAGUUGGUUUUGGGCCUGUUUCUGAACGUGCAAGCGGACGAGCAGCCUGAACUUUACCAGGAAAUCGUACAGCUCUGCACCCAGCAUUGGCAUGGUUUGAUCUCUGCUCCGGUGAACGUGAAGGUUCCCCUGUGGUCGUCGGGUUUCUCCACCGCUCUGGAUGCCAGAGACAAACUGAUGGACAUCAUCAAAGAUAAACUGGAGAAUGACAAGCAGGGUUUUGUCGGCCGUCUUGGCUCUCUGCCACUGCCGGACUCCAACUCUGCCUCCCAGCAUCUCCUGCUGUUCAUCUCAGCUCUGAUCCCCAAAGCUCUGGCGUCACUGCUCACCUCCUUCACACUGGCACUCAGUGGAAACGAACAGGAGAAGACACGUCGGCGAGCAAUGGAAGACCCUGAUUACCUGCAUAGAGUACUGCUGGAGGUUCAGAGACUUUGGCCUCCUUUUAUUGGUGGACGCAGAAUAGCUGAUCAGGACGCCACCCUCGCAGGGCUUCAUGUCCCAAAGGGUUAUGGUGCGAUCUAUAUCAGCCACUUUGUCCACCGUGACCCAGAGGUGUUCCAGCAGCCGGACAGCUUCCUGCCGGAGAGAUGGAGCGGAAGGAAUGCAGGCCAGGAGCACUUCCUGUGUUCCUUCGGCAGCGGGCCCAGAAGCUGCAUCGGAGUUAAACUUACCGAUUUCUUCCUUAAGGUGACUCCAUCAUGUUCAUAA
Messenger RNA from Morone saxatilis (striped sea-bass), 1357 nucleotides. RefSeq names its product cytochrome P450 26B1-like. Lineage: Eukaryota; Metazoa; Chordata; Actinopteri; Moronidae. Bases 212 to 1357 code for a protein of 381 amino acids. Gene Ontology annotation, molecular function: oxidoreductase activity, acting on paired donors, with incorporation or reduction of molecular oxygen; heme binding; monooxygenase activity. The transcript has 10 exons. Gene Ontology annotation, biological process: sterol metabolic process. The record is from RefSeq and is a predicted model, not a curated record.